AUGGCCAUCAUCUCGGCAAGAACCAUCGUAACCUCUCUCUCCCUGUUUCACAUCACCCUCGCCUACUUCUUCAUCACGAACCCGGCUACUAUCGCCGACCAGGGUCUGGUGUACAUCCUGGGCGAGUCCAUGGGCAUGCCCUAUGCGCGGAGUUUCGAGAACAAGUCGCCCGCCCUCGCCUUCCUAGCUGCCGUUCUCGGUAUGCUGGGCGUCAGCGACCUAGUCACCCUCAGCAUGCCCGAGGAGGUUUGGCUCAUCUACCAUUGGGGGACCCAGGCUCCCUUUCGCCUCUUCCUAUCCAUGAUCUUUGUCAUCUACACGUUUCUCUUCGGUCCCUCGUCGCCCCUAUAUGGCGGCUCGACCCGCGACGGCAACCGCCUUGCCCACCCAUUGGCACAGGCGAACAACCCGCGCUACACGCCUUCGACCUGGGGCGGCGAUGCCCUCAAGAAUCGCGUGUUCUUGACAUUUGCGUUCCUAGAGAUGCUCUGUUGGUUCUGGGCGUGGAUGACGCUGCGCGAGGAGCAAGAGCAGUUCCAGAAGAAGCAGAGAAAGCGGAGGGACAGCCAGUAA
Colletotrichum graminicola M1.001 is the source of this 573-nucleotide messenger RNA. RefSeq lists its product as uncharacterized. The record is from RefSeq and is a predicted model, not a curated record. The transcript has 3 exons. Lineage: Eukaryota; Fungi; Ascomycota; Sordariomycetes; Glomerellales; Glomerellaceae. Bases 1 to 573 code for a protein of 190 amino acids.